Vicia villosa (hairy vetch) is the source of this 1711-nucleotide messenger RNA. Its product is annotated as DNA repair protein recA homolog 2, mitochondrial. NCBI's taxonomy places the organism in Eukaryota, Viridiplantae, Streptophyta, Magnoliopsida, Fabales, Fabaceae. Gene Ontology annotation, biological process: DNA repair. The record is from RefSeq and is a predicted model, not a curated record. The transcript has 8 exons. Gene Ontology annotation, molecular function: ATP hydrolysis activity; single-stranded DNA binding; ATP-dependent DNA damage sensor activity. Bases 169 to 1350 code for a protein of 393 amino acids.
UUUCCCUCCAGCAGCAGUCCACUCGAGUUCUGUCUGUCUGAAACCAAACCCAAAACCCCUUCCCUCGUUUUUCCUUCUCCACCUUUCAACCGUCUCAGAAAAAAAAUGAGUAUGAGGCCAAAUCGGUGAGUAGAGCACAAGGCUAUCUAUCUCCUCCCCUUUCUCAAAAUGCCAAUUUCGUCUCGCCUCCAUCUCUUUGCAAGACCGUUACUCUCUUCCUCUCUCCUUUACCCUUCGCACCAGAACGGAAUUAGAAAAACAUUGAUGAGGAUUGGCAUGAUGACCUACUCGUUUUCUUCUACAGUUUCAGCUGAAGCUUCGGGUUUAGAAUGUGAUGCGAUCUAUGAUGAUGUCAAAGCAGCGGAGAAAAAUAACGCACUUUGCUUGGCUGUCUCGCAGCUUGCUAGUGAGUUUAGCAAGGAGUCGAUGUUAUCUUUGCGGAAGUUUUUUGGUGUACGCUAUGCCAAUGUGGUAUCUACUGGCUCUUUGAAGCUUGACUUAGCUCUUGGAGUUGGAGGAUUACCGAAGGGUAGGAUUGUUGAAAUUUAUGGACGAGAAGCUGCUGGUAAGACAACUCUUGCCCUUCAGAUUAUUAAAGAAACUCAAAAGCUUGGAGGAUAUUGUGCAUAUCUUGAUGUAGAAAGUGCAUUAGACCUUUCACUUGUGGAGUCAAUGGGUGUAAAUACCAAAAACCUUCUCAUCUCAAAUCCAGACUGUGCAGAAAAUUUGUUGAGCAUGGUUGAUACAUUAACAAAAAGUGGAGCUGUAGACGUGAUUGUGGUUGAUAGUGUUGCUGCUCUUGUCCCCAAAUGCGAACUUGAUCAAUUGGGAGUUGCUACGAGUCAUGAUUUACAUUCACGAAUGAUGACUCAAGCUCUACGGAAAAUUAAUUAUUCAUUAUCUCGCUCACAAACUCUCUUAGUUUUUGUUAAUCAGGUUAGAUUUAGUCCAAGAUUAUUUGGGGGACAUGGACCUAUGGAAGAGGUCACUUGUGGUGGAAAUGCUUUGAGAUUCUAUGCAGCGGUUCGAUUGCGACUUUCAAGAAUGGGAUUGAUCAAAACUGAAGAUAAGGUUGAGGGUAUUACGGUAUGUUGCCAAGUAGUAAAAAAUAAACUAGCACCCGCAGCAAUGAAGAAAGCCGAACUAGGUAUCAAGUUUGGAAGAGGCUUUUGCCACGAAUCAGAGGUCUUUGAUUUGGCUUGUGAACACGGACUCAUUAUGAAAGACGAGGGGAACUAUUUUAUUGAAGGGGUGGCUCUUAGUAGUAGAGAAGCUGCCGAACAUUUUUUGGUUAAAAAUAAGAAGAUUUGUGACAAGUUAGUUAUGGACAUGAAAAGACUUUAUCUUUAAAAAUCGGUUAAACCUCCAAAUCUUCCAUGGACAUUCUAAGCCAAACUGCAGUCAUUAUAUUCAUUCUCAAGGCAUCAAUCCAGUAUUAACUUCAAUAGGCAUCAAUGACACUGUAGACAAGUAACUGCUUUUAAGUUACAGGAAUCGUCAACCGCUAUAAUGUGACUAUAUGACCCUUUUAAUCUAGGUGUGGAGUACUGCAAAGUCGAAGUACCAGAAGUUAAGUUUGAUUACUCUUUGUAAACUAUUUGAAAUAUUUUUAUUUAUUUGGAAAUAUUUAUUGUAUCAUUUGUCAGAGAAAGGUUACAAUUGCAGGGCUGCAAUGUAAAUGAUGAACUGCCUUAAAUUUUACUUUUCUGAA